Rhizopus microsporus ATCC 52813 is the source of this 633-nucleotide messenger RNA. RefSeq names its product ribosomal protein S10. Gene Ontology annotation, biological process: translation. The transcript has 4 exons. Gene Ontology annotation, cellular component: ribosome; mitochondrion; small ribosomal subunit. The coding region runs from base 16 to 561 and encodes 181 amino acids. Gene Ontology annotation, molecular function: structural constituent of ribosome. The record is from RefSeq and is a predicted model, not a curated record. NCBI's taxonomy places the organism in Eukaryota, Fungi, Mucoromycota, Mucoromycetes, Mucorales, Rhizopodaceae.
CCCUGGUGUUCAAAAAUGCUUGCACUUCGUCAAUUAAGAGCCUCAGUUAGACAACUUAGAUUAUAUACUACAGAAGCCAAAGAAGUGACUGGAGCAGUUAAGGCAACUGAAUUAAUAACAAACAGCAGCAACAACAAAGUAUUGGAAUUACCCAAAACUGUUGAAGUUGAAGAAUUAAGUGAAGCCUUUGAAGUACCUAAACGAGUAUCACCUACACACAACAUCCCUGUAUGCAACCUUCAAUUAAGAGGAUAUCUUCCUCAGCAAUUAGAUUUUUAUGCUGACUUUGCUCGUCGUGCAGCCUAUCAUCUUGGCAUGCCAUGCUCUGGUACUGUACCCUUACCCACUCAAACUUCACGAUGGACUGUGAUCAAAUCACCUUUUAUCCACAAGAAAUCACAAGAAAACUUUGAAAGAAAGACACAUAAACGAUUACUUCAAAUCAAGGAUGCUCAUCCAGAAGUUGUGGAUCGAUGGUUAAAAUAUUUGACAAUCAACGCACCAUCCGGUAUCGGUUUACGUGCUACUCGAUUUGAAUUUGAAUCACUUAAAGGGCAGUAACAGAAGAGUUUGUAUCAUAGCAAUAAAAUAUCACACAAUAACAGAAAUAUACGUGAGGGCACGUGUCGUGGC